Periophthalmus magnuspinnatus is the source of this 1179-nucleotide messenger RNA. RefSeq names its product transcription factor Sox-8-like. Lineage: Eukaryota; Metazoa; Chordata; Actinopteri; Gobiiformes; Gobiidae. Gene Ontology annotation, biological process: morphogenesis of an epithelium; negative regulation of transcription by RNA polymerase II; neural crest cell development. The transcript is spliced from 3 exons. Gene Ontology annotation, cellular component: nucleus. Bases 1 to 1179 code for a protein of 392 amino acids. The record is from RefSeq and is a predicted model, not a curated record. Gene Ontology annotation, molecular function: RNA polymerase II cis-regulatory region sequence-specific DNA binding; DNA-binding transcription factor activity, RNA polymerase II-specific.
AUGACCGAGGAAAACCCCUCAAACUCAGUCGAGCCUCCGUGCAGUCCAGCGGGUAGUGACACCUCCUCGUCCCGUCCCGCGUCAGACCAGGACACCGUCAUCUCUCCGGGCUCUCCACGCGUCAUUACGCACGGAGAGGACAGCCGUUUCCCCGCGUGUAUCCAAGACGCCGUGUCCCAGGUGCUGCGGGGGUACGACUGGUCUCUGGUGCCUGUGACCGGUCAGGGGGACAGGGGGCUGAGGGGCAAGCCGCACGUGAAGAGGCCGAUGAACGCCUUCAUGGUGUGGGCUCAGGCCGCGCGGAGGAAACUAGCGGACCAGUAUCCACACCUGCACAACGCCGAGCUCAGCAAGACUCUGGGCAAACUCUGGAGACUUUUAUCUGACCCGGAGAAGCGGCCGUUCAUUGAGGAAGCAGAGAGGCUGAGGACACAGCACAAGAGGGACCACCCGGACUACAAGUACCAGCCCCGCCGACGGAAGGGGUCCAAGCCCGGAGCGGGGGACUACACCCAGACAGAGGGUCAGCAGCAUAGUGCCUUUACUUCAGAACCACUCUCCAGACUGGACCAGACUGUGGAGGUGCAGCUGUACUCUGCAAAUGGGACAGAUCAGCCCCACGGACCGCCCACUCCGCCCACCACCCCUAACACCGACCUCCACAUGGGUGCUAAAAAUGACACUCAGUCCCACCCUGUUCUUCCUGCACCUCCCCCCACCAACAGCACCCGUCACAACAUCGACUUCAGUCACGUGGACAUCGCAGAACUGGGCGCCAUGGAAACCUUUGACGUGCACGAAUUCGAUCAAUACUUACCCCCGACCGACCCGGGACACACUCACAUCAGCGGACCAAUAACACCUGUUCAAAAAUCUAUCUCCAACGACGAUGCUAGCCCCAAACCAAUCAAAACAGAGCAGCUGAGUCCUGGCCACGCCCCCCACUGCUCAUCCCCACCCCCUCCCGAGUACACCUGCCUGACGUCCAGCCAAUCAGAGUACACUGAUCUGCAGAGCCCCACCCUCUACAGCAGUUUCUCCGCUUACUCGGCAGGUUUGUAUCAGUACCCGUACUUCCACUCUCCGCACAGAGCGUUUGGACUUGCCUUAGCCCCACCCCCUCACAGCCCCACCUCAGCUUGGGAUACACCCAUUUUUACCACGCUCACAAGGCCAUAG